GCUUAACUUGUAGCGUCAUCUGUUGUUUACAAUAUUAUACAGGUUAUUUGAGUUUGGUGGUUUUCAAAGGUUAUGUUUUACCUUAUUUAUAAGUGCAUCCAAGUAAAAAGUGAGAUAAAUAAAUAAUAUAAUAAUAAAAUUCACAAUGAACCCUCUAACGAAUAUGAAAAAUGUCAAAAAGCUGAGUGAGCAGGAGUUGUACACUGGUAACAAGACAUCAUGGCAUGAUCAGUAUAAAGACAGCGCCUGGAUUUUCGUUGGGGGUCUACCAUACGAUCUCAGUGAAGGCGAUAUUAUUUGUGUCUUUUCACAGUAUGGUGAAGUAGUAAAUAUAAACUUGAUACGAGCCAAGGAUACAGGCAAAUCAAAAGGUUUUUGUUUUUUGUGUUACGAAGAUCAAAGAUCAACAAUUCUUGCAGUUGAUAACUUGAAUGGGAUCAAGAUACUGAAAAGGACUAUCAGGGUCGAUCAUGUAGCUGAGUAUAAAGUACCUAAAGAAGGCAAAAAGACAGAUGAAGAUACCAAAAAAUUGUACUCUGAAGGAUGUGCGCCUAAAGCUACGCCUAUAGUGCCAAAAGGCCGAACUCCACCAAGAGAUAUUAGAGAAACCAUUGGUGAUAUUAUUGAAUCGGAUAUAAAGCUACCACAAAGGCUGCCUAUUUAUGAUAUCAAACAAGAAGAAACAGACCCGGAGCUUCCUAGGCAAAUAAAACAAGAACCUACAGAGAAAAAUGGGGAUUCUACAUCUUCAAAGAAAAAACAUAAAAAGACGAAAAAGUCAAAAAAGAAGAGAUAUAACAGUAGUUCAUCUGAUGAAUCGGAAUCUAGGAAACGUAAAAAGAGCAAAAGGAAAGAUACACAUGAAGGAAGAAAUAAGAAGUAUUCACAUAGCAGCUCUGAGUCUGAUUGAAAGUUAUUAAAUAAAAUAUUAUUUUACAGAGCUUUAAGAUAUUUGUAUAACUUCCCAGGAUUUGGAAUUUUUAAUAAAAAGAACUUUUAAAUUUAUUCAGCUAAUUGUAUUUAUUUCACGUUUAGAAUAUCUUUUUUAUAGUUUAAGACCAUGUUGCCGAUUCUAAC
This is a messenger RNA of Acanthoscelides obtectus, 1077 nucleotides long. Lineage: Eukaryota; Metazoa; Arthropoda; Insecta; Coleoptera; Chrysomelidae. The record is from the annotation of a GenBank genome assembly.